AUGUGCGACCGCAAGGCGGUGAUCAAAAAUGCUGAUAUGAGCGAAGAGAUGCAGCAGGAUGCUGUGGACUGUGCAACGCAGGCGUUAGAGAAGUUCAACAUUGAGAAGGACAUCGCGGCUUUCAUCAAGAAGGAGUUUGAUAAGAAGUACAACCCGACGUGGCACUGCAUCGUGGGACGCAACUUUGGCUCGUACGUGACGCAUGAGACGCGCCACUUCAUCUACUUCUACCUGGGCCAAGUGGCCAUCUUGCUGUUCAAGAGCGGCUAG
Molecule: messenger RNA, 270 nt
Organism: Spodoptera littoralis (African cotton leafworm)
Lineage: Eukaryota; Metazoa; Arthropoda; Insecta; Lepidoptera; Noctuidae
Source: the annotation of a GenBank genome assembly